Thecamonas trahens ATCC 50062 is the source of this 640-nucleotide messenger RNA. RefSeq lists its product as uncharacterized. Bases 35 to 640 code for a protein of 201 amino acids. The record is from RefSeq and is a predicted model, not a curated record. The transcript has a single exon. Gene Ontology annotation, molecular function: calcium ion binding. NCBI's taxonomy places the organism in Eukaryota, Apusomonadida, Apusomonadidae.
CCCCCCCCCAUCCCCUCUCGUCUCCUUACCAUAUAUGACGUCAAAGGCAGAGCUGGUGGCCGCGUUGGACGAGUCGGCCCAGGCGCUGUUCGGAGCGCCCGCUGCGGACGUUGCUGGCCAUGCUGGCCUGCCACACGCGGCGUCUGCGUUGGGCGGUGCAAGCACGGACGGCAGCAAUACUGGAGCACCAGAGGCCAUGGUCUCGCAUCGGAUGGAUGCGUGCAAGGAGUAUGUCGCACGGCACAAGCUGCACGAGAUCAUCCAAGAGCUCUCGGCUCAACUCCUCUUCCACCAGCCGGACGACGUCCGCGCCUUUCUCAUCGACCGCCUGCAGGCUCUGGCCGCUGUCCGCGAUGCUGCUGUCAGCAAGCUUCCGGCGGCCGCUGCCCGUGUUGCGCUCUUCUCUGAACAGGACCUUGAUACCGUCUUUGACAUCUACGAUGUCCACAACUCGGGCUUUAUCUCGCUCGACCAGUACGCCACCGCCAUGGCCGACAUCGGCGCCGUCAAGUUUGAUCCCGAGCCCGCUGCCGCCAACAACGGCCGCAUCGACAAGAAGACCUUUGUCUACAUUGCCAACUGCGCCCUCAAGGACACCAUCCGCCACUACGCCGCAGCCUCGGCCGACGCCGCCGAGUAG